Messenger RNA from Chionomys nivalis (European snow vole), 531 nucleotides. It is a transcript of the gene Spmip1, whose product is annotated as sperm microtubule inner protein 1. The record is from RefSeq and is a predicted model, not a curated record. The transcript is spliced from 2 exons. NCBI's taxonomy places the organism in Eukaryota, Metazoa, Chordata, Mammalia, Rodentia, Cricetidae. Bases 1 to 531 code for a protein of 176 amino acids.
AUGUCGAGGCAGCUCAACAUGGACACCCUGCGGCAAAACUUCUGGAAGGAGGAAUACCUCAGAGAGAUGAAGUUGCGCUGUGAAUGGCACCGCAAGUAUGGGGCUCUGGUGAAGGCCAAACAGAGGGCUAAGGCCGCAGCUCGCCUGCCCCUCAAACUGCCCACCCUGCUGCCUAAGGCCCCGGACUCACCACCACCUGUCUCCAAAGUAACCCCUUCUAAGGCCCCCAGCCCUGUCCCAGAGGCUCCUUCACAGUCAGAAAUGUACCCAGUCCCACCUGACACCAAAGCCCUGCUCUAUGAAGGCAUCUCCCACGACUUGCAGGGACGCUACCAGUAUCUCAACGCCCGAAAACUGGACCUGCCAGAGACACGUUACCUGUUCCCCAUCACCACCAACUUCACAUAUGGCUGGCAGCUGGGCCCCCCAAUAAAGCAGGAAUUGGUCUCCUGCAAGAUGUGCCGCAUUGAGUCCUUCUUCCGUAAGAAUGGAGCCUUUGCGCUACUGGACCCCCGGGACCUGGCCCUCUGA